Messenger RNA from Lemur catta (Ring-tailed lemur), 2159 nucleotides. It is a transcript of the gene CD226, whose product is annotated as CD226 molecule. The coding region runs from base 287 to 1294 and encodes 335 amino acids. Lineage: Eukaryota; Metazoa; Chordata; Mammalia; Primates; Lemuridae. Gene Ontology annotation, cellular component: external side of plasma membrane. The transcript has 7 exons. Gene Ontology annotation, biological process: positive regulation of mast cell activation; cytokine production; positive regulation of immunoglobulin mediated immune response. The record is from RefSeq and is a predicted model, not a curated record.
AGGACUUACCCAGGCUUAAUACACCAGGUCUGGAGUCCUUAAAAUGUGUGUACAAGUAUAUAUUUCCUUGAAACUUGGAGAGCAUCACAAGAGGGAAAAUUAAGGACAGUGGCCAAGGGAGUCGUGGGUGAAGCUUACUGGGCUGUUGGCAAGGCUAAAACCAGAAAAAGAAGACACGACUGAUAAUAUCUGAGAGGAAGGAAACAGUGCAUCGUGCUGGGCCUCUGCAUGUAACAUUAUAAAAAUUAAUUUUUUUAUAGAUCAGCCUUUCAAACGAUUUCCAGAGAUGGAUUAUUUUGCUUUCCUUUUGGCUAUUCUUCAUGUAUACAAAGCUCUCUGUGAAGAGAUAUUUUGGGACACAACCAUUAAACUUGCAGAGAAUAUGACUCUGGAAUGCGUGUAUCCAUCCACGGACAUCUUGACGCAGAUGGAGUGGUUCAAGAUCAACUCGAUGGAAAAAGAGCCCAUAGCCAUUUUCAGCCCUACUCACGGUGUGAUCAUAAGGGAGCCUUAUGCUGAUAGGGUUUCCUUUUUGAAUUCCACGAUGGCUCCCAAUGAUAUAACCCUUUCUUUUCACAACGCCUCCGAAGCUGAUGUUGGCUACUAUUCCUGCUUCGUUCACACUUUCCCACAGGGAACUUGGGAAAAGGUGAUACAGGUGGUUCAGCCAGAUAGUUUUGAGAUAGCUGUGCCAUCAAAUAGCCACAUGGUCUCAGAACCUGGAAAAAAUGUCACACUCCUCUGUCAGCUUCAAACGAAGCGGCCGAUGCAGCAGGUUACGUGGGAAAAGAUCCAGCCCCAUCAGAUCGACCUCUUAACUUGCUGCAAUUUGUUCCAAGGCAGAAACUACACCUCAAAAUACCAAAGACAAAUCUUGACCACCUGCACCCAGGGCAGCAGGACGAGUUUCAUCAUCAUUCCGAACGUCACCGCCUCCGACUCGGGGCUUUACCGCUGCUGCUUCCAGGCCAGCACAGGAGAGAACGAAACCUUCGUUAUGAGGUUGACCGUAACCGAGGGUAAAACCGAUAACCAAUAUAUCCUCUUCAUGGCUGGAGGGACGGCUUUAUUGUUGCUGUUUGUUAUCCUAAUUACCACUGUCAUUGUCACUUCCUAUAACAGACGGAGGAGGAGACAGAAAAGAGACCUAUGUAAAGACUUCUGGGAUACACAGAAAAAGGCACCCAACAACUCUAGAAGUCCCACCUCUGCCGAUCCACCCACAGAUGAUGCAAGAGAGGAUAUUUAUGUCAACUACCCAGCCUUCUCUCAUAGACCAAAGGCUAGAGUCUAAGCUUUCCCUUGAUGUGGGCAAAUUAAUGACUAUUACAUACAUGAAUCUUUAUACAAUUUCUUCCCACUACCCAGUGUCUACCUUAGAUACUGGUUGACUGAAUUUAUUUCAUUUGGUAGGAAAAAUACUGUAUUACCUAGAGAACAUUCUUGACAGAAAUGUUUCAGAAAACCUGACUCUAAUUAGCUUAUACAGAAAAGGAAACUUACUGAAUCAUGUAAUGGAACAAUCCAGAAGAGAUUAAGCAUUAGACGAGGGUUUUCCUCCCUCCAGGGCUUAAAUGUUGUGUCCAGAAUCAAGUAUGGGCAUAAACUGGUUUUCUGGAUCCCCUUCCACAGUGUUGGAUCCACUUCCCUGGUGCUGGUCUAACUCUCACGCAGGCUUUCCCUCACGUCAAGACGGCUGCCUGUAACUCUUGGCAAUUCGUACAUCCUUGUUUCUGUCUGGUAGAGAGAUUGCUUUUCUAACAGGGCAAACAAAUUUGGUUAUUUUUCUAUCAUUAAACAGGUAUCAUGGCCAGAAAGGAUAAAAUGGCUUAAGUCAAUAAAGGGUUCUCCUCUAGAGCUGGGAGUGGGAUCAAAGCACAGAGAGGUGUCGUCAGAAGAGGGAAGGACAGCCUCGGAGCUGGGGAGGUUAGCAGCAGAUGCUGAAUGCAAUGAUGUUCCAAGACAUCUCUUGGUAAUCAACUAAACCGUGAAUGUGAGAUGGACUCUAGAAGUUGGGGAUCUCUAUUCCUGCUUCUAAAAUCUGCUAUCUCAGCAUAAUGCAGAAGAGUACCUGGCAGUAGACAAAAUGAAUAGUCAAGAGAAAGAUAAAAGUGGCAGGGAAAUCUCUUCACUUACCAAUCUCAAAUAUAUUCAUCCCU